Molecule: messenger RNA, 2706 nt
Organism: Varanus komodoensis (Komodo dragon)
Lineage: Eukaryota; Metazoa; Chordata; Lepidosauria; Squamata; Varanidae
Gene: HAP1
Product: huntingtin associated protein 1
Exons: 17
Coding region: 1-2706 (901 amino acids)
Biological process (GO): neurotrophin TRK receptor signaling pathway; neurogenesis; anterograde axonal transport of mitochondrion
Cellular component (GO): dendrite
Molecular function (GO): signaling receptor binding
Source: RefSeq, a predicted model, not a curated record
AUGGCAGGCGGUGUGGAGCAGAACCACAAUCCUGCAUUGCCCUCUCCUCCCCGAGCCCAAUGUUUUGCUCCCUGCACAACACCUUCUUUCCUCACUACCACGUCAGCCAAACUGGACACAUCAGCACUGGAACAGACCCACGCAGGCCGGAGCCUUUCCGACAGCAGCCUUCCCUUUUCCUUCCUCGAUAAAGAGCUGACAACAUCUGCCUCCAGCCAUGGUGGGCUUCCAAAGCAGCAGGAUGCGACCACCCUCACUGAGCUCUGCAGCAGCACCCAUGUCCCGGAGGUGGAAAUCAUCAGCCUUCUGCAAGAGCAGCUCCCUCAGUACCAGCUCCGGGCGGACACGGUGUUUGGGUAUGACCAUGGUGACUGGAUACACACCCCUCUGGUUGCCUCCGAUGCGGCCAGCUGCCUUACACCCCACCAGAUUAAGGAGACCCUGGAGUAUUUCCUGCUGUGCUCUGAACGGGUUAGCAGGAUCACCAAGACAUACCAUGAUAUAGAUGCAGUCACCAGCUUGCUGGAAGAGAAGGAGCACGACCUGGAAUUAGCAGCCCGCAUUGGGCAAUCGUUGCUGAAGCAGAACCGGAGUCUGUCUGAACGCAAUGAACUCUUGGAAGAACAACUUGAACUGGCGAAGGAGGAGAUAGCUCAACUGCGGCACGAGAUAUCAAUGCGGGAUGACCUUCUGCACCUGUACACCAACAGCACCGAGGAGAGUGAGCCGGCCUCUGCCAUCCCCACCCCGUUGCGAAGGAAUGAAUCUGCCCUCUCUUUGCAGCAGUGUUUCCAGUAUGAUGCCCUUCAGCAAAAGCUAAAAGCGCUGGAGGAGGAGAACCAGAAACUGCGCACAGAGGUUACAAGCAUUACCACGGAAAUGUGUCACUAUGAGGAGCAGGAGCAGAAGCUGAUGAUUGACUGUGUGGAACAGUUUUCCGAUGCAAGCCGGGAGGUGGUCUCGCUCUCCGAGGAGCUCGCCCGCAAGGUGGAUGAUUCAGCCCGGCAACAGGAAGAAAUCAGCCAGCUCCUCGCGCAAAUUGUGGACCUCCAGCAGAAGUGCCGCACGUAUGGCUUGGAAGUGGAGGAGCUGCAGCAGCAUCUCAACGCAGCCAAGCAGGGGCAGCAGCAACUGCGGACAGAGCUGCAAGACCUGCAGGAGAAAUAUGCAGAGUGCGGCGCAAUGUUGCAGGAAGCCCAAGAGGAGAUUAAAAACCUCCGAAACCGCAGCCUCCCCAACAGCACCAUCCAUCGCCACAGUUCUCCCACUUUCUUGCCCCUGGAUUCUCUGGCUGCAGAGAUCAAAGGCACCAUGAGGAAGGGGACGAACAGCUCUGCUUCUUCCGAGUACAAAGGCUACCGGAGGAUCUUUGAAACAGUGAAGGCUGUCAAGCAGGCGGCAAAAGCCAAGUCGUGGGCAGAAUCGCCACUGACCCUCCCUCCCGGCUCUCCCAAGCCUUCCUCGCUGGGCUGCAGCCGCAUCAGCACCCCCCACAGCAGCUACUACGGUUCAGACAGCCCCCCUGCGGGAGCACUGGAGGUGCAGGAUGGCCAGGCCACCGAAGGGCUGGAUGAUGCCCGCCAGGGUGAGCCUGGUACAUCGGGCAUCCCAGGCCAGCAUGACUUGGAAGCUGCCCUCCAGUGCUUGUCUGCUCGCCAGGAGAACCACAGCACUGAGCGAUCGUUCUUUGAGGUGGAGCGUGAGCGCAAGCUGAGGCACCUGGCUCGGGAUGCCGAGGACUCCAGCGGGUUCCUCACCCCCAACGAGAGCAUCACGUCUACUGGCACCAACUAUUCCGGCAGCUCUGGAGGGUCCGGCUUUUCUCUGAGCUCUUUCUCCUACUUCCCUGAUAAGCUUCAAAUCAUCAAGCCUCUGGAAGGCUCCAUGACCCUCCACCACUGGCAGCAGCUUGCCCAGCCUCACUUGGCAGGGAUCUUGGACCCUCGGCCUGGCGUGCUCACCAAAGAUUUCCGGCAGCUUGACACGGACCUGGAGGAGGUCUACAACCUUAAUGACCUAGAGGAAGAUGAAGUGGAUGUGACCUCGUUCCCUGCCCUCUCUACCUCAACGCCAUCCAAAGCCAAGGGUGGCCCUAGUGUUUUCCUGUCCGUUUCAGUCUUCCACUCCGUUAACAAUCUGCCCCAGACCCCGCCUACUUUCACCAUCACCACCUGUUGCAUCUUGCACCCUAGCAAUGAGGUCACCAUGGUGACACCCAGUCUUUAUAAUACAGUUGUGCCCUCUUGUGGGCCCUGUGCGGGGCUGAGCCCCCAGCCCCCUCCCCCGUGUCCCCUGCAGGAGCAGCCCAGCCGUCCAGAGGCCGAGCAGCCAGAGCGGUGCGCAUCUCCCCGGGGACUGGUUUCUCUGCUGACCGAGCGAGGCAUUUCGGCAUGGAGCGGAGCAGGCGCAGCGGCGAGGGCAGCGGCUCUGACUCGGUAUGCCGGGGGCUCGGGCAGCCUGUUUGGGCUGUCUCCGUCCCUGGCUUUGCUGUGGUGCUACCGCCGGGAUGCCCCAGCUGAGUGGGCCUUGGGAUCUUGCCCACCGCAGCGGAGGAAAUCUGAGGAGGGGCAAAAGAGCAUCUUCAGUUUGAACUUGGUAGAGAAACUUCGGCGCCUGGGGCUGGACACGGUGGUGGCCAGAGGGGAAGCUUCCUAUGCGACCGCCCGCCUGCAGGAGCUUCACCAGAGGAAGACGUCUGCGUCCUGA